Messenger RNA from Rana temporaria (common frog), 9539 nucleotides. RefSeq names its product ATM serine/threonine kinase (gene ATM). The transcript has 63 exons. Gene Ontology annotation, molecular function: protein binding; protein serine/threonine kinase activity. The record is from RefSeq and is a predicted model, not a curated record. Gene Ontology annotation, biological process: DNA repair. Lineage: Eukaryota; Metazoa; Chordata; Amphibia; Anura; Ranidae. Bases 198 to 9380 code for a protein of 3060 amino acids.
UUGGCACUGUGAGUCUAUGCGGAACUGAAAGGGAAAGUGCGGCGGAAGGAAUAGAGUGUGACACCGCAGACAGCGUGGAGCAGACAGGGAGACCAGCAAGGAGGUAUGAAUGACCGAUGAGAAAUUAUUGCCGUCAUUGGUAAUCUCAGGCGUGUGGAUCCUGCAGUCUGCCUCCAGAUAUCCCUCAUCACAGCACAAUGAGUCUUGCUCUACAUGAGCUCCUGCUCUGUUGCCGACAAUUGGAGACAGACAAGGCCACAGAAAGACGAAAAGAAAUUGAUAAGUUCAAACGUUUGCUCCGGGAUAAGGAAACAAUCCAGCAGUUGGAUCGUAACUCUGAUCAUCGGCAGACCAAGCAGCUUAAUUGGGAUACUGUAUUCAGGUUCUUACAAAAGUAUAUCUACAAAGAGAUUGAAGGCCUUAAGUCUGCUAAAGCAAAUGUCUCCCAAUCAACACAUGCCGCUCGACAGAAGAAAAUGCAGGAUAUUAGCAGCCUUGUUAAAUAUUUCAUUCGCUGCGCAAAUAAAAGAGCCCCACGGUUAAAAUGUACAGAACUUCUUCUCCAUGUGAGCGACACAAUAAAGGACCCCACAACAUGUGCUGCUUAUGGUGCUGACUACAGCAGUAUCCUCUUAAAAGAUAUCCUAACUGUGCGCAAGUACUGGUGUGAGAUUACUGCAAAGCAAUGGGAAGAGUUAUUACACAUUUAUUGCAACCUGUACUUGAAACCAAACAGUGCGAUAAACAGAUUGCCGGUGGCUCGCAUUAUUCACACCCUCACCAGGGGAUGCUGUCUGCAGUUUGAAGGCCUCCAUUCCAAGUUAUUCUCUUUCUUUUCCAAUGUGAUGACCAGAGCUAGAGAGGAGAGGAACCUUCCAGGGUUGGAUCAGAUUCUCGCUGCUCUUAAUGUCUUCCUUUCCACCACAUGUGUAAACUGCCGCAUGCGGGUGUGUAAGUUGGGAGAAGAGAUCUUCCCUACUGUAGUGAAGUUGUGGAGCCCGCACGGACCGAAAGAUACUCUGAAAGAUGAGAUUGUGGAGUUUUUCCGACUAAUGCUUCACAUUCAUCAUCCAAAAGGAGCCAAGACUACAGAAGAAGGUGCUUAUGCAUUCGAAACUGAGCGGUGGCAGAGAAAUGUGUACAAUCUAUACGAUGCUAUGGUGAAUGAGAUUAGUCAGAUUGGCAGCAGAGGAAAAUACUCUUCAGGAUCUCGGAAUAUUGCAGUCAAAGAGAAUUUGGUGGAAUUGAUGGCAGAUAUUUGUCAUCAGCUCUUCACAGAAAACACUCGUAUUUUGGAAAUCACUCAGGCCUCUUUUGCCGUGACUCAGAGGGAUCCAUCUGCAAGUAUGGUGCCAAGCAAGCGUCGAAGGAUCGAAUUGGGCUGGGAAGUGGUCCGCGAAAAACUUCAACCAUCAGAAAAUGAUUUUGAUGUGAUUCCAUGGUUACAGAUUGUAGCUUGUUUAAUCGCACGCCACCCAGACAGCCUUCCGAGUAUGGAGAUGACACCACUACUAACCAUUCUCCACCAGCUCCUGGUCCAGCAGAGGCGAGGCGAGCGUGCAACUUUUGUACUGAGGUCUCUGAAAGAAGUGGCUGUUUGCCAAAUGCAGAAAAAUGAUGUGAUUAUGACCCCAAAGUCCGAUCUUCACAAACUGUGGACUAAAAUUUGGGCUGUGACGAUUCGCAGCAUUAGCUCUCCGCAGACGGAGCCUGAAAGCUUUGCAUUGUUGGGCGUCAUGUUACAAGGGGGGCUUGUAUCUGCAGACAGGGACUUCUGGAAAAUCUUCUCGGGAUCUGCUGGAAAACCCUCCAGCUCUGCAAUGCACUGCUUAAGUGUGGCCCUGGCUCUGACAUCCUGUGCUGUCCCAGAUUACCUCUCCUCCGGCCUGGAGCAACAUGUCCAUGAGAUCAGUGGGGUUAAAAGACAGCUGAAAGAAGAGAUCAUUACGUGGUUACUCUUUGGCAGCCAGGAUGAUGAAAUGGAUGAUGCCAGUGAGCAUGCUCCUUGUAUUAAUAAGUACUUCCACCACCCUGCCUUCCACAGCGUUCUUGUAAGCCUUACAAUGAAGGAUUCCAAUGCUGCUAUGUCAUAUUUUGGGAAUCCAGUGGACUGCUUGCACCAUAAAAGAGGAAAAGACAGCAGAUUCUCAGAGACUGAAGAGCUGUACCUUCUAUCCUCGUUUAAUGAAAUGGUUACAAUUUCAAAUGCUGCUGCUGUGGAGACCAGGGGACAGUCCAGCUCCUCAUGUCUGACUGUGCAUCAUUGUCUUAAACAGAAAUUGGAAUCUGAUCUGCUCUCUUUAUCUGAGCAACUACUCAAUAGUUACUCCUCAGAGACCACUCCUCCAGAUAGUCUAGCCCAGUGUGCCAGCCUUUUGAUUGGUGUAUUGGCUUGUUAUUGUCACGCCGAGGUCAUCAAUGAAGAGCAAGCCUGUAAAUCUACUUUGUUCCAGAAAGCAAAGAUGUUGAUGCAGUAUGCUGGUGAGACCACGGCAUUAUUAAAGGGAAAGCUAAAUGAGGAAGCCAAAAUUACUUCUUUGGGAAUGAUAGUAUCCCAUUGUCUAGGCUGUGUGUGUAAUUGUACAAAGUCUCGUCCAGCUCAUUGUUUUUCAGAUUUAUUCCUUCGUCUUUUUACAUCAAGGAUGUUAAAUGAUUUGUGUGAUAUUUCUAGAAAUUUGAUUGCAAGCAGCAGCAGUACAGUGGAAGCCAUGGAGAUUGAUAUUAUGGAUGGUGACAUAGAAACAAGAAUGGAUACGGAAGACCAAGGUGCUGUAGAUCUUAUUGAUGAUCAUUCUUCUCCUGAAGCUACAGAAAGCGCAGACUUUGGAGAAUUUCAAAAUGUCACUGGCGCAGUGAGCCCUUUGUCAGAGGAUCACCCCAGCAAACAAGAGAUGGUUUUGAUGCAGGCCCUGCAGUUCCUGUGUUUCUGUGCAUCAGCUGCUGUCAAUCGAUCAGUCAAUUUCAGACCUUCUGACAUACGAAGAAAACUCCUCAACCUUAUUGAUACCUCACUGGACACUAGCAAGCCUCUUCAUCUUCGUGUGUACUUACAACUACUAAAUGACCUUCCUGUGAAAGAUGUUCCUCUGCCAAUGGACGACAUUAUCAUGCUGCUAAAGCCUGUCCCUGACGUUUGCUUAUCCUACCGACGAGACCAGGAAGUGUGCGCCGCCAUUUUGAAAAGCCUCCUCCCAGUUGUGCAGUGUCUGGGACAAGACCAGGAUGAAACCGAUGAGAAGUGUGAUGCUGAAGGACAGUUGCUAAGUGUCAUACAGGGCUUCUGGCAUCUGACUAAGGAAGGAAAACACACUGCACUAGUGCGAUUGGCCCUUGUGAACUGUUUGAGAACAUUCAUUGAGGUUGAUCCCCAGGGUAAGUGGGCCAUUCUUAAUGUAGGAGGGGCCGAUAUUUCUGUGCAAGAUGCCUUUUCUCAAUUCCUUGCAGAUGCACAUCAUCAGGUUCGCCUGCUCGCUGCUCAGUCUACAAACAGACUAUUUCAAGACACAAGAUCUCAAGCACUUCCCCUGAAGUUGCAGAAGGCGGCAUUUAAAAAUGUUUACAUGAAAGUGCAAGAAGGCAUGAGUUACUUGUCCCGCAGUAAUCAGGAUCCAGAGGAGCUUCCAGAUGAGAAGUAUAAUAGAAACUCUACAUUGCUGAUGCUGGUGUCAGUGAUUCUUCUGUCCAGUCCUGUAUGUGAGAAGCAGGCGCUAUUUGCCAUUUGUCAAUCAGUGAAAGAGAAUGGCCUUGAUCCUGCACUCAUCAAAAAGGUUUUGGAGAAAGUGUCCUUCACUCUGGGAUAUAGAAGUUUAAAAGACUUCAUGACUUCUCAUUUAGAUUACUUGAUUCUCGAGUGGCUUAGAAUGAAAGGUCCCGGUUACAACUUGUCCACAUUUCCCUACACUUUGUUACAGUAUACAACACUGAAGGAUUUUUAUAGGUCAUGCUACAAAAUGUUGAUUCCACAUCUGGUCAUUCGGAGUGAUUUUGAAGAGGUGAAGUCCAUUGCUCAGUGCAUUGAAGAGGACUGGAAGGUCCUGUUGGCUGCUUGUUUUCCCAGAAUUUUGGUGAAUAUUCUGCCAUACUUUGUUUCUGAUUGCUCUGGAGACUCGGAUAGGAAGAAGAGGGAAGUUGCAAGCAAAGUCUAUGACUUGCUACAAGAUGAGAACUGCCUCGGUAAACAGCAAAUAGACAACCUGUUCCUUCAGAAUAUGCCAGAUAUAGUGGUGGAGCUCCUGAUGUCCCUCCAUGAAUCUCCAAGUGGUACAAGUUCAAGUAACAAUAACCCAGAUGGUCCUCAGUUCUAUGGGGAAUUGGAUCCACCUCCAAACCCCCCUUAUUUCCCCUCCUAUGUCAUAAAAGCCACGUUGGAUUAUAUCAGCAGUUGCCAUAACAGCAAGCUGAAAAGUCUUGUGGCAAUUCUCUCAAAGACUCCGGAUUCCUUUCAAAAGAUUUUGUUGUCUAUAUGCAAGCAAGCCGCAGAGAGCAGCAAUGUCUACAAGAAACACCAGAUCCUUACCAUUUAUCAUCUGUUUGUUAACCUUCUUCUGGCAGAAAUUAAGGAUGGCUUGGGUGGAGCUUGGGCAUUUGUCCUCAGAGAUGUCAUUUUCACCUUGAUACACCAUAUCAACUGCAGAUCCACUGGUCCCAGGGAUGAUGUAUCAGCUCGCAGUUUCAUGCUUUGUCUUGAUCUUUUGCAUCGAGUUUGCCAGGCAGCCAUCACCAACUGCAAGGAUGCCCUAGAUUGCCACCUCCACGUCAUUGUGAGCAGUCUCAUCCCUUUGGCAAACAGCUGUGCCAAAAUACAAGAGCAGGUUUGCGAUUUGCUAACUUUUUUGGUAAUUGAAAGCCAAAAUAAUGAAAACCUCUACCACACUAUUAAACUCCUGGACCCCUUUCCUGAUCACCCUUUAUUUAAGGACCUGCGUCAGGCCCACCAAAAGAUCAAGUACAGCCAAGGACCGUUCUCACUUCUGCAGGAAAUAAACCAUUUUCUCUCUGUGAGUUUAUGUGAAUCACUCCCUUUGACCCGACUGGAAGGAAUGAAUGAUUUAAGGAAACAACUGGAACAGCACAAAGAUGAAAUAAAAGGCCUUGUCUAUGAUUUCCAAGGAAAUCCUCAGGACAGUGUCAUUGCAAAGCUGGUUCUUAGUCUUUUACAGCUAUCAAAGAAUGCCGUGCACCUGGACAAUGGGAAAGAUGUUUUGGAAGCUGCAGGUAGCUGCCUAGGGGAGUUGGGACCUGUUGACUUUUGCACCAUAGCCCUGCAGCCCCAGAAAGAGCUGCUUUAUGGCAGAACUGUUGAUGUGUUUGAAGACAAAGAGCUGCAGUGUGUGCUUGUCAUCCUGAAAUUGAUAAACAACGCCCUGACAGAUCACUGCAUCCAUGUGCGAUCAGCAGCUGCUACAUGUUUAAAAAAUAUCCUGGCCACAAAAACUGGCGCUCAAUUUUGGGAAAUGUACAAAGAGAGUGGCGACCUUAUGAUGGUUUAUCUGCAACCAUUUCGCUCCCCAAAGAAAAAGUUCCUGGAUGUGGAGAAUACCCAUAUUGGAGACACUGCGAUGGAUGCAUUGGAUGACCAGAGUUUAUGGAUCCCACAAAAUGUCAGCCACGAAGACUGGAUAAAGAACUUAACUUGUACCUUGUUGGAGUCUGGGGGAGUUAGAAGUGAAGUCCUUUUGUUACUGAAACCAAUGUGUGAGGUGAAAUCAGACUUUUGUCAGGCUGUGUUGCCGUAUUUUAUACAUAAUAUUCUGCUGCAAGAUUCCGGAAAUCUAUGGAGAAAGCUUCUCUCCAAGUACAUCCAGGGAUUUUUCACCUCUUGCUGUCGUUCUGCACCAGCUUCUAGCAGAUCAGCUACUCCAGCAAGUUCAGACUCGGAAUCUGAAGCUCUGGCUCCUGGAACAGUGGACAUUACCUCCCGAAGAACAAUGCUUAGUGUUGUGGAGUAUUUGAGAAAGCAGAGACGACAGGGUGAGGGAACAGCUUUUGAUGACAAUUUCUGGUUGGAUCUUAAUUACCUUGAGGUGGCUAUGGCAGUACAGUCCUGCUCCGCCCACUUUACAGCUUUGCUGCAUGCUGAAAUCUACACCAACAAGAUCAAGCUGGAUGGCGAGCAAAGAAGGGGGGCUUCCAGUGCUCGCAAGUCUCUAAGGUUUGAAGAAGAGAGUCAGACUCUGACCAUUGCCAGCAUGAGUGAGAAAAGCAAAGAGGAGACUGGAAUCAGUUUGCAGGACCUUUUGAUGGAUAUUUACAGGAGUAUUGGAGAACCAGACAGUUUGUAUGGAUGUGGUGGAGGGAAGAUGCUUCAUCCACUCGCCAGAAUUCGAACAUAUGAGCAUGAAGCCAUGUGGGGAAAAGCCCUUGUAACUUAUGACCUGGAAACCAGUCUUCCCUCUGCUACUCGCCAGGCUGGAAUCAUGCAGGCUUUGCAAAACUUUGGCUUGAAUCACAUGUUGUCCACCUACCUGCGAGGACUUGAGCAUGAGAAUGCGGAUUGGUCUUCUGAGCUCCAGGAGAUUCGUUUCCAGGCAGCCUGGAGGAACAUGCAAUGGGACCAGAGCUCAUCCUACAAAGGUGACGUGGCUGUGCCAGGCUAUCAUGGAUCUCUCUACCAUGCUAUACAGUCUCUAAAGGACAAUGAAUUCUCCGCUUUUCAUGACCAUAUUAAGUAUGCCAGAGUUAAGGAAGUGGAAGAGCUGUGCAAAGGCAGCUUGGAGUCUGUAUACUCUCUGUAUCCCACACUUUGUAGGCUCCAAGCUAUUGGAGAGCUAGAGAACGCGGGGAAGAUGUUCUCCAGAUCAGUUACUGAGCUUCAGUUAAAUGACAUGUACACAAAAUGGGAGCAGCAGUCCCAGAUCCUCAAAGACAGUGACUUUGGCUUCCAGGAGCCAGUCUUGACUCUGCGUUCUGUCAUUCUGGAGACAAUGCUGGAGAAGAAUGGCCCUAAUCAGAAUGCCCUUAAGCCUAUUUUUACAAGGCACUUGGUGCACUUAUCUCAAACUGCUAGAACUGCCUCCAACACACAGCUCCCAGAAAAGGCAAUGUUCAAGGUUAAGCAACAUAACUCGGCACAUUUCAUAGUGUCUGAAUGGCAACUAGAAGAAGCACAAGUGUUUUGGGCUAAAAGGGAGCACAGUCUUGCCCUAGGGAUUCUCAGUCAAAUGGUGGACAAGCUGGUAUUAUACAGUUUAGAGGUUGAGAAUGACCCAAAUCUUCAGCUGAUUUAUGUAGAGUGCCUGAGGUUGAGUGGAAACUGGCUCUCAGAAACAUGUCUGGCAAGUCCUACAGUCAUUAUGCAGAACUACCUGGAAAAGGCUGUGGAAGUGGCAGAGGACUUCAGCAGUGGUAGCAGUGAUGAGCUGCAGGAGGUACGGAUGAAGGCAUUCCUCUCACUAGCUCGUUUUUCAGAUGCCCAAUAUCAAAGAAUUGAUAAUUAUAUGAAGUCAUCAGAGUUUGAAAACAAGCAGACAUUACUUGCAAAGGCCAAACAAGAGGUAGAACUAAUGCGACAGCACAAGGUUCAGACUAACAGGUAUACUGUGAAGGUGCAACGAGAGCUGGAGUUGGAUGAAUCUGAAAUUGCAGCUUUGAAAGAAGAUCGGAUGCGUUUUCUGCGUACAGCUAUAAAGAACUAUAUUAGCUGUCUGGUGUCCGGAGAGGAACACAACAUGUGGAUCUUCCGCCUUUGCUCUCUCUGGCUGGAGAAUUCCCGGGUGCCUGAAGUUAACAACAUCAUGAAGGUGGAGUCGGAAAAGAUUCCUUCCCACAAGUUCCUCCCUCUAAUGUACCAACUGGCUGCUCGCAUGGGGACCAAGAACAUGGGAAGACAGGAGUUUCAUGAAGUGCUCAACAAUCUGAUCAGCAGAACCUCUUUGAAUCACCCAUACCAUACGCUGUUUAUUAUCUUGGCUCUGGCAAACGCCAACAAAGAUGACAUGGUAAUAAAAUCGGACACCAAAAAGAGCCGCCUUACAAAAAAUGUCCCAAAGAAGAUUUCCCAGACUGAUGAGGAUCGAAUGGAAGCUGCACGAAGUAUUGUGAAUACAAUAAAAAAGCACCGAACACACAUGGUGCGUGAUGUGGAGAGGCUCUGUGAUGCAUACAUAAUUCUGGCCAAUGUGGAUGCCAGCCAGUGGAAAGCCCAGCGCAAAGCCAUCCCCAUACCAUCAGAUCAGCCUAUCACAAAACUGAGCAAUUUGCAAGAUGUUGUUAUUCCAACAAUGGAACUGAAGGUCGAUCCCAGUGGGAAGUAUGAGAACUUGGUGACAAUUCAAUCAUUCAAGCCUGAGUUCCGCCUGGCUGGAGGUCUAAAUCUGCCGAAAAUAAUAGACUGUGUGGGCUCAGACGGGAGAGAGAGAAGACAGCUUGUCAAGGGCCGGGAUGAUCUCAGACAAGACGCAGUGAUGCAGCAGGUGUUCCAGAUGUGUAAUGCAUUGUUACAGAAGAACAGUGAGACCAGGAAGAGAAAGCUGACUAUCCGCAGAUACAAGGUAGUGCCUCUGUCUCAGAGAAGUGGGGUACUGGAGUGGUGCUCUGGCACAGUUCCUAUUGGUGAAUACCUAGUGAAUUCUGAUGAUGGUGCUCACAAACGUUACCGGCCAAAGGAUUUCAGCAGUUUACAGUGCCAGAAGAGAAUGAUGGAUGUUCAAAGAGGACGGUUUGAAGAUAAGUACCAAGUUUUCCUGGACAUCUGCGAUCAUUUCCAUCCAGUGUUCCGCUACUUCUGCAUGGAGAAGUUCUUAGAUCCAGCCGUUUGGUUUGAGAAGCGUUUGGCUUAUACACGAAGUGUUGCCACAUCCUCCAUUGUUGGUUACAUUGUAGGACUUGGAGACAGACACGUCCAGAACAUUCUGAUAGAUGAAGAGACAUCAGAACUGGUACACAUUGACCUGGGUGUUGCUUUUGAACAAGGCAAAAUCCUCCCCACCCCAGAGACUGUACCUUUUCGCCUAACGCGCGAUAUUGUGGAUGGGAUGGGUAUUACUGGUGUGGAGGGAGUUUUCAGAAGAUGCUGCGAAAAGACCAUGGAAGUGAUGAGAAGCUCUCAGGAUGCUCUGCUGACCAUUGUUGAGGUGCUGCUUUAUGACCCUCUCUUUGACUGGACUAUGAAUCCUCUGAAAGCUCUUUACCUGCAGCAGGAUGAAGCCGAACUUAAUGCUACACUUGCUGAGGACCCAGAAUGCAACAGAAACACUUGCAGUGAUUCACAGAGCUUCAAUAAAGUGGCGGAACGUGUCCUCCUCCGACUCCAGGAGAAACUGAAGGGAGUAGAAGAGGGGACAGUGCUGAAUGUCGAAGGACAAGUGAAUCUUCUCAUCCAGCAAGCUAUGGAUCCAAAGAACCUGAGCCGACUCUUCCCUGGCUGGAAAGCCUGGGUGUAAUGUGUGCACUGAUCUUCUUCAUACAGAACUCAGGAAAGCCUCAGUGCAAGUUGGUACAGGGAAUUUAUACCUAAAGUGUACCUUAGGUCAAAACAUUUUUGUGUGUGAAUGACCAGAAAUAAAGGGAAAUCUCCCCAUUAAGAAAAAGUGGAAAAUAAA